UACGUCCCUAUAAAUAUGUUCACUGACCUCAAGCUUUUCAUUCCCAACCAACGAAGCUCCGACCACCACACCAUGGUUUUCUUUUGCUUUAUGGUGGAUCAGAAGCGGAAGGUGCGCCGAAGUAGGCCGGCCCCUGGAAUUUGCGCCAGAUGCGGUGGAGGAGCCAGCGUUGCCGAUAUGAAAACCGCUGUUAGAUUCUGUCAUGUUCCAUUUUAUUGGAAAUCUUGGAGAGCCCUCAUCUGUACCUUUUGUGGAUCUGUUCUUCGAUCUUAUCGCUAAUUUAUUUAUUUCCUUCCAUUUUUUCAACGUUUUUUUUUUUCAUCUAAGACACUAAUUGUAAUUUAACAUGCCUUAUUUGUAGUCGGAAUUUGUUCAUUUUAUAGCUCAGUGGCCUGUUCUUUUUUUUUUUUUUUAUCUGCUUCAAAGAAAGGAUGAAGGAAAAGAAUACCCAGAAGAAUCUGAUUUAGAUAUAUUAUUUAGUGGGAUCAUUUAUCAAUUUUAAUUUCAUGGGCUAUAUUAUAAUUGACUUGAUCGUGAAAUAUUUUUCAAUGUUCAACAUUAAUUGGGAAAUCA
Messenger RNA from Cucumis sativus (cucumber), 573 nucleotides. RefSeq lists its product as uncharacterized. The record is from RefSeq and is a predicted model, not a curated record. NCBI's taxonomy places the organism in Eukaryota, Viridiplantae, Streptophyta, Magnoliopsida, Cucurbitales, Cucurbitaceae. The coding region runs from base 16 to 279 and encodes 87 amino acids. The transcript has a single exon.